Molecule: messenger RNA, 309 nt
Organism: Verticillium dahliae VdLs.17
Lineage: Eukaryota; Fungi; Ascomycota; Sordariomycetes; Glomerellales; Plectosphaerellaceae
Exons: 1
Coding region: 1-309 (102 amino acids)
Source: RefSeq, a predicted model, not a curated record
AUGGCAGCGCCGUCUGACAUCACGGCAGGCAAUGAAUGUGGAUGUCGAGACCUGCUUCUCGGCCUCGAUGAGCUCAUGUGGAGGGCACAAGGAGGCUCGUCGUUGGGUUGCCGGUGGAAAGAGUUGGAGCUGCUUGCGUGGAGGACGAUGAAAAUGCCAUGCAUGACGUUGCCUCAGAUGCCGGCACCCGCCACUACGCCUGUGGCUGGUGCCCGUUCUGAGAUUCAAGGAUUCAAGGAUCCAAGGACGUUGCUCUCCGGCCUCGCAGUGCUCCCGGUUCUGUCCACUGUCCACUACGCUCUCCACUAA